Messenger RNA from Aplosporella prunicola CBS 121167, 2003 nucleotides. RefSeq lists its product as uncharacterized. Bases 78 to 2003 code for a protein of 641 amino acids. NCBI's taxonomy places the organism in Eukaryota, Fungi, Ascomycota, Dothideomycetes, Botryosphaeriales, Aplosporellaceae. The record is from RefSeq and is a predicted model, not a curated record. The transcript is spliced from 3 exons.
CUGCGAUCUUUAGCAGUGAUUGAUACUUACGGCAUUUUGAGAAGGAGCAAUCUAAAAAGAGAUGGAAUUUCAAUCAGAUGGAAGCAAAUUUUUCGAUAUCUGUAAACCCAAAGACUUUCCAGUUCGCUCGAACAGAUGGCAUCACCGCAGAGGCUGCCAACGUCUAUCGACGGGAUUUAUGGAGAAUAACCUCUAAAAAACAGAUUGCUCAACCUCGAGGCUUCUACCGCCCAAUAUGCAACGCUCAGGAGAUCCGAGUUCUCGAAAUCUAUCCCGGUCACUUUUGGGACGAUCUUAGAGGAUCACUACAUCACUGCUCUGUGGAAUUUGACUACACAUGGGGCGUGGCGAACCCUGGCACAGACACCCUAAUCGAUUGUGAUGGCUUCAAGCUUCCCAUAACGCGCUCGCUGGAGAUGGCUUUGCGUCACUUUCGACACAAGGAGCACUCCAUCAACUUGUGGGUAGACCAAAUCUGCAUAAACCAGAACGACGCUCGAGAAAAAGAAGAGCAAAUUUCGCUCAUGUCCAAGAUUUACUCGCACGCUAUCAACACCGCCAUCUGGCUUGGUGAAGGCACUGACAGGUCGGAAGAGGUGUUCAAGCUCUUGGAGCUGAUCGACACAAUGUUUCAGUUCGAAGACAGAUCUCCCAAUCCCGAGGAGUUUGAGCGACUGUUUUUACCCCACCCCGAUGAUCCUAUCUGGAAGCACCUCUGGGAAAUGCUGAACCGAAAGUGGUUUUCGCGACUGUGGAUCAUCCAAGAAACUAUCCUGUCCAAUUUCCUAUGGGUUAUAUGCGGCAACACGAUCGCCUACUGGAAGGACUUCGCCGGCACGUGCGACAAAUUAGUACUAACCGGGUUUUCCACUUGGCUCCAGAAUAAGCAUGGAAAUACUGUAUAUGAUUCAGAGACCGGCGGAUGUCGUUCAAUACAAGUGCUGAGUUCUGAGCGGUAUUGCUUCCACGGUCAGACGGACAAGCUAUCUUUGUUCAGUACUCUCGCCAACACCCGCAAUGCGCAGUGUUUUGAUCCUCGGGAUAAAGUAUACGGUCUCUUCGGCAUCUGUGAUUCAAAUGGGAUUAAGGUCAGCUACGAUGAAGAUUCGAGUGUAGCGGAUCUGUACUACGAGGUUGCAUUAGAUUGCUUGAGGACCGAUACCGCCCGUCUGCCGCGAUUAUUGAGCUGCGUGGACCAUAUAUCCAAGCUUCAAGAUCUACCCUCGUGGGUUCCCGACUGGAGCUUAAGCAGGCAAACUAGCUCCUUGGGAUUCUCAACCAGCUCUGAUGGGGUAUAUGCGGCUUCGGGUAGAUGGUGGUGCCCUUCUUUUUCUAUUCACCCAAAUAGAAAGGAACUCCUUGUACAAGGGAAAAUAUUCGACGUCGUAAAGGAGACGGCGGAGGUGUGCACCGUUCCCAACAUCGCGCACGAGGACCCACGAAGCACCAACCAGCAUAUUCUCCCAUGGAUAGAACUAGCAAAGCAAUGCUUUCCCUAUCCGGGUGGGUGCAUGCUUUUCGAGGCAUUCUGGCACACUCUCGUUGCGGGGAAGGACGGCGAAGGGAGGCAGAAGAGUCCGGCAACAUUUGCUGAAGUCUUCAGCCUGCUGUUGGACGAGACAACAGGACAGUGCCCUACUUUCCCUGACCAGACAUACUCCGCGCGGCAGCGGAGGCCCGAAGGGAAAGGGAAAUUAGAGUUGGCGAAUUUAUAUUCGAGGACUCCGGCGUUAGUAUACCAGGAGAUUCGAAGUGCCUUGCGUAGUGCUAUACGGAACCAGCGAUUGGGCACGACAGCGAAGGGGUACCUCGGGCUUCUACCACGGCAGGCAAAGCCAGGCGAUAUUGUUUGCGUUUUGUUUGGAUGCAAUGUUCCAUUCAUCAUCCGAAAGGCUGACGGAGAUAAGUAUAGGCUCGUAGGCGAGUGUUACGUUCAUGGCAUCAUGCGUGGGGAGGUUAUAAAUAUGGAUGACGUACCGUAUAUAGUUAUCACCUUAGUAUAG